Molecule: messenger RNA, 822 nt
Organism: Penicillium subrubescens
Lineage: Eukaryota; Fungi; Ascomycota; Eurotiomycetes; Eurotiales; Aspergillaceae
Exons: 5
Coding region: 1-822 (273 amino acids)
Molecular function (GO): metallopeptidase activity
Source: RefSeq, a predicted model, not a curated record
AUGGUCUCUAGCGCCGUGGAAAGGGCCUUUGCGAUGGCGAGUGAUGAAUACGACGUACUCACUAAGGUGAUUACGAAUCAGGACCUGGGCCCGAAUAGGGACAACAUCCGCAAUGUGGUCAAGUGGAUGUUUAUGAAAGACGGCGAAGAGCCAAAUAGCAAACGACUGGGUGUACUCAGAACGCGUCUGGGGAUGCUCAUCAGGGCGAAGGAUCGUAAGGACAACGAGGUCCCGGAUGGCAAUACAAUCGUGGUGUACUGCGGCUUCGACCGCUUCGAAUCAAGGUCUGGCGGCCAGUGGUACGAUAAGGACCUCGAUGAGGUUAUGGAGAAGAACGACUCAUUUGAAGCAUGCAAAGGCGUCGGAAUUACCGUAGCCUACACAUUGCCGUCUGAAGACAGUGAUAAACCGUCCCAAGUUCAAAUCUGCCCGUGGUUCAUCAACUGGAUGAAAUCGGUGGAUACUAAGAGCUUGAAGGACGCUAAAACCAAAGCUAUGUUCUACCAGGGAGUCAGCAAAGCUCUGUCGAAGAUGCACACAUUGCUCACGCCCAUUGACGUGGACUCGCUGCUUGACAAAGUGAUUUUGCACGAGCUGUCGCAUACAAGUGUUGCGGGCAAGUCACUAGAUGUCGACGGGCCGAGCAUUUUGAAGAUCAGGUAUGGGUGGAAUAGGUGUCGGAAGUUGGCGCAGGAGGGAAGCGACGAUGUCAACCGGGAAUCGCAAGUCAAUGCGGAUUCGAUUGCGCUUUGUGGGUCGGCUAUCAGGUUUAUCAAGGAGGGGAAAGAGGUUAAGGAGAACGGGGACGUCGUGCAGAGGUAA